Messenger RNA from Melozone crissalis (California towhee), 4729 nucleotides. RefSeq names its product solute carrier family 35 member E1 (gene SLC35E1). The transcript has 6 exons. Gene Ontology annotation, cellular component: Golgi apparatus. Gene Ontology annotation, molecular function: antiporter activity. The coding region runs from base 1 to 1212 and encodes 403 amino acids. Lineage: Eukaryota; Metazoa; Chordata; Aves; Passeriformes; Passerellidae. The record is from RefSeq and is a predicted model, not a curated record.
AUGGCGGCGCCGCUGGCGGCUCCGGGCGGCGCCGGGGCCGGUGGCGGGCCCGGGGCGGGGGCGGCGCGGGGCGGGCGCGGGCCGGCGCUGCGGGAGGGGGCGCGGGUGUCGGCGCUGUGCCUCGCCUGGUACGGGCUGAGCGCCGGCGGGAACGUGGUGAACAAGCUGCUGCUGGGCGGCUUCCCGCGGCCCGUCACCGUGUCGCUGUUCCACAUCCUGGGGCUGUGCGGGCUCCUGCCGCCGCUGCUCCGCGCCUGGCGCGUCCCGCCCGCCGGGCCCGCGCAGCUGCCGCCCCGCGCCUACCCCCGCUACAUCCUCCCGCUCGCCUUCGGCAAGUACUUCGCCUCCGUGUCCGCGCACGUCUCCCUCUGGAGGGUGCCCGUGUCCUACGCGCACACAGUGAAAGCCACCAUGCCCAUCUGGGUGGUUCUGCUGUCACGGAUCAUCAUGAAGGAGAAGCAGACGACGAAGGUGUACCUGUCCCUGAUCCCCAUCAUCACUGGUGUCCUGCUGGCCACGGUCACAGAGCUGUCCUUUGACAUGUGGGGACUCAUCAGUGCCCUUGCUGCUACGCUGUGCUUUUCUCUUCAGAACAUCUUCUCAAAGAAGGUGUUGAGGGAUUCCAGAAUUCACCACCUUCGGUUGCUGAACAUCCUUGGCUGCCACGCUGUGUUCUUCAUGAUCCCAACCUGGGUCCUGGUGGAUCUUUCUUCCUUCUUGGUAGAGAAUGACUUGAGCUCCAUGUCCCAUUGGUCCUGGACCUUGAUGCUGCUUAUAAUCAGUGGAUUCUGUAAUUUUGCCCAGAAUGUGAUUGCCUUCAGCAUCCUGAACCUGAUCAGCCCCCUGAGUUACUCGGUGGCCAAUGCCACCAAGAGGAUCAUGGUGAUCACCGUGUCCCUCAUCAUGCUGCGCAACCCCGUCACCAGCACCAACGUCCUGGGCAUGAUGACAGCCAUCCUGGGGGUCUUCCUCUACAACAAGACAAAAUACGAUGCAAACCAAGAGGCAAAGAAGCAGCAGCUUCUCCCAGUGACCACUGGAGACCUGGUGAACUUGGAAAGGCACCGAAAUGCUGCUGAGAAGUCCCAGAAUGGACUCGCAGCCUUUGGCCAGCACGGGGACUUCCUGCGCAGCAACGUCCUCACAGAGCACUUGCAGUUCAGCAGGCAGAGCUACCCCACAGCCUACAACCUCAAUAGGUUUGAUAUUUAGGAUCUCCUGGCACAAAGGUACAGACUGUGAUAUCAAAGUGUCCCCAGCAUUAUCAGAACACUUCCAGUACAUCCAUGAAUGUCACGGAGCCAUUGAGGUGUGCAGCUUGCAGGGCAGGGCAGGGGAGCGGUGCAGGAGCUGCUGGGCUGAGCUUUAAACCUGGGACAGCCAGACCUGGAACAGCUUUAAACCUGGGACAGCCAGACCUGGAAGAGCUUUAAACCAGAGCUGACACUGGAACCAACCUCACAGAGCAGGUCCUGCUGAGGUGGGAGUGACACUGCACGGUGGAACAUCUGCCACUGCUCCUUUCAGGCUCUGCCAGCUCCUUGUUCUCUUGGCAGCUGAAUUCUGGCCAGUAUCUCCUUUCCAUGCUGGUAAUGUCACCUUUAACUUGUUCUCUAAUAACGGUUCAAUGAUCCUUUUGAUGAAGCUUUCAGGAAGAAGUGAAAGCAAGGGGUGUAUGUGCUGAUCAGGAUUUGCCUGGGGAGGAUCAGCUGUAGGCAGGUAAGGUCGAGUUCAUCUCCAGCAUCUGUGCAGCUCCUUGUGGAUAUUCACAACUCCUGUGCCUCUGCCUCCAGCCCUGGAUGAGAAAGCAGAAUUGUUUCUGCAGGAGCAGGCAGUGGAAGGAUUGAUUUCUCCCAGAACCGCUUCAGGAAAAACACAGUUCUCCAAAUCACUGCUCGUGGCAGAGAACAGCCAAGCCCAACCUAAAAUCAUCAUUGUUUUCUGAAUCAUGUAGUCCAGACAUUGCUAUCCCCUGGCCAUGCAGGAAACUCCUUCAAUAAAAAGUGUUUGGAAUAAUGUGAUUUUAUUUUUUUACUUGCUUCACACCUGUUCUUUCAAAACUGUUUUGUUGCUUUAGAAAUUGAAAGGUGAAAGGUGUUUUGUUCUCACUUUUAUGCUCUCUUAUAUGAGUUAUAUCUUUUCAAUGCAUUGAUUUGAACAAUCACCAUUAUUAAUUGUUUCUUAAAUCUUUUUAGCCUCUAAUUUGGGUUUUUUAAAUUUCUUAAUCACUGCUGUUGGAGUAGCUGUGUGGAUUUAGGUUGACUUCCACCUCCUGCUGAAAGAAAUUAAAUUUUGUAUCCUGUGCUGUUCCUGCAACUCCCCUGGCUCGAAUAGGAAAUGAAAGAAAAACUGAAAAACUGUUUGAAUCAGCAGUAAAUAGAUAAUUUAUGGCUGAAAACUGGUUCAGAAUAAAUUCUAGACAAGGUGAUUGUGUGUGUCAGGUACAGAUUUGUGCAUGGAAGGGAUGAACCUUGGCUUUCCUUCCUUUGAAUGAAAUUCCUUGGAAUGAAGUGAAAGCCAACUUGGAACUUGGGUUUCACUGAAUCAGAAUUUUCUGUCCUUGCUUUAGUAAAAGAUUUUAGGGGCCUUCUUUCCUUCCCAGACUGUUGUACAGUGAGACUUUGAUAGCAUAACUUUUAUGCUUUUAACCAGAGAGGUACCAGGGACAAACCCCAGGGUGUGUCCCAGAACACUCCUCUUAUUUAUUGCUUUCAAAUGACCAUUUCCAUGAUGUGAGAUGAUGAUUUGGCUCCUUUCUGGAUAAUAAAGGAUUUAUUUUUAAGUGCAAGAUCAAGCUGAUCUUAUUCUUUUGGCUGCUGGGGUGGUAGUUACACGAACAGCAUGUGAGAGGAGUGAGGUUUUUAUUGUUCCACCAGAGUCCAAAAGAGGAAAUGGUCCUUCUGAAACUUCAAAAAUGGGUUAAAAAUGCUGCUGCUGCUGGGUGUGAGCAGAACUUCUUGCCUUGACUGGAGUUCAGUGUUAAUGCCAGCUGAGAAUUUGGGAUUUUGGCAGAAAAUCUAAAUAAAUCUGAACAAGGUCAUGAGGAAAUCUUUCCUUCAGGUGAAAUUUCUUUUGCCUGGUCCAGUAUUAAUGAGUGUAUAAUUACUUCUUUGGAAUAUGGGGAAAAUGCCAAAUGUGGAUUUCUAGGGCUCAUUUGCCAACAUUUCAAUGCUUUUACCUGAAAGUAAAAAGGAUUUGGUGCUGACUCUGGGUUUGGAUUUGGAUUUGGUGAACUCUGGAUUUGAAUUUGGUGCUGACUCUGCAGAGACUCAUUUGAGGCUGAGAUUUCAGAAGGGGCUGAAAUUUUCCAGCUGCUCUCAAAGGCUGGGACCUGGUGAAUCCUGCAAACCCUGAAUUGUGUCUUUGUGCCUCAGUUUCCCUUUUGGGAAAUGGAGAUUAUUCUUCUUUAAUCACGGGGGGUAAAAUACCAGAAAAAAGUGGCAGUGGGGAUGUGCAGGGAUCCUCUGAGUUCAUCUCCCCAUCCUCUGCUGUGCCAGGUUCCUGCAACUUCAGCUGCCACAGGGAGUAAAUAAAAACCAGACCAGAGAUUUUAUUAAAAAUAUUCAGAUUUGUUUCCUUUUAAAGAACGUAACCAAACCUUUUCUGGCAAAUGUUUUCACAGUGAGCUUGCCCUGCACACUUCCCAGAGAAGAUUUAAGCUCAGUUUUUUUCUGUAGUCUUGCCAGCAGCUGAAGGUUUCCUGUUCAGAACUGUCCCAAAUUCCAGUCUGGCCCAAAAUGAGGAUUUCCCAGGAGGAUAAAGGAUCUUUUUAGGGCUCAGGAAUGAAUCUGCUCCAGGUCUGUGGGCAGUAGGGAGGGCUGGGUGUGGUGCAGGGGGACAUUAAACCUGCCAGGUUCCACAGGGUGGAUUUGCUGGAUCCCAAAUCCCAGUCCUUAAGCAAUAUUGCCCCCAUCGAGGGAAAGGAACUUCCUGGCAUUGCUGAAAUAAACAUUUGCAUCUUGGAGCUGUGCAAGGUUUUUUGUUUGGCCAAGUGGGAUGUUUGUUUUAAGCUGGUUUGUAAAUGAGGGGUGUGUUUGGCUCUGUACACAGGGCUGGGGGAAGGACAGAAAAGCUGGAAUAAAGAGGGCAAAGUCUGCACAAUGUGUACAAUGACCCUGUUAUUAAAUCAAAGGCAAGGGUUUGGGUUCACUCCUUGCAGGAAGCUCUGGGAGUGUCAUAAUGGGCACUGCUGAGGAGCUGGGUGGAUGUGAUCACUCACAAAUGCUGAAACCAGGGUUAGAACUGGACUUACUUGAGAUAUUUUGAUUUUUACUAUGCAUUUUUUACACAGAAAUUCAUCACAACAUUGAAAAACUUCUUCCCCAAGCAGCCCUGGGUAGUUGUGGAAAUAAGAAAACCAAAUUCCCCCCACUCCGUGUGGGUGUUCUGUUGGCAGUUCCAAAGAGUAUUUGGUGCUCUUUAAAAAUAUUCCCCCUGCAGGUUCAAUUUUGGUAAGAGGAUCUUUAUCAUCUGGUAAAAUGCUUGUGGUUUUUAAAUAACUGAAUGCUAAAUAAAAUUGAGGCAAGACUUAGGCUUUGUAAGUGCACAGUGAUUUGUAAAAAUAGUGUUGGUAUUUUGGGGUCAACUCAUGAUGAUUUCCAAAGCUCAGUUUUCCUUUCUAAUCUGUUCAAACCCAUUUUUUUCUGAUGCAGCAUUUUGCAGCAGAAGGAGUUUCUGCCAUGUGGCUCUUUGUGAAACAGGUGCAAUAUAAAUAAAGGGAAAAUUUUGU